CUUCUUUUCCAUCCAACCACACUCACUCUCCUUUUCUCCCUUUCUUCCUCACUCUCACAAAUUAAACAUACACAUUUUUCUCUCUUCUUCAACAAAUUAAAUCUUGUUUGUAGAAUCUUAGGACUAGGUUCUAUCAAAUCUAAACCCAACAAAACAUAAAAAUGUUGCGUACACUGGCAGCUUUGAGGCAGCACAUGAUCACUAAAAGAAAGAGCCCUAAGGUUGCUGAUGAGACCAUGUUUAGCAACAUUAGCAUGGAUGCUUCUGGCAUGCCUAUAUAUGGCGCUCCUCAUGACAUCAACCGAAGCACAAGCUCGCGGCACGCUUCGAACGGGCUUUCAGUUAUUUCUACCAUCUUUCGCAUACCGUUUUCCAUCCUUUCUUGCUUCUCGCAGCACCAUGGCAACGCAAGUGAUGCGAUAUGGGUAUCUGGAGAUAUGGUCAGAAGUACUUCAGAGAUUGAUCAUCUUAUGAUAUGUGACAGUAUGCGUUAUGCAAUUUUGAUGUAAAAAUUUAUACAAUUAGAACACCUUUUUUUUUCUUUUUAAUUUAUUAGUGGAUCAAUAGUAGAGGAGUGGGGAUUUAAAAAAAAAAAACAAAUGACAAUAUACACGAGUACAUGUAAAAACUAAGAAGUAUUAUAAACUGCUGGUUGGUGUAUGUAGUCUCUGUAUAUUCUUCUAGCUCAUGAUCUUGGAUAAUAAUUAAGGUACUUUGUUUCUAUUUUCUUUA
Beta vulgaris subsp. vulgaris (sugar beet) is the source of this 732-nucleotide messenger RNA. RefSeq lists its product as hypothetical. The coding region runs from base 162 to 509 and encodes 115 amino acids. The transcript has a single exon. Lineage: Eukaryota; Viridiplantae; Streptophyta; Magnoliopsida; Caryophyllales; Amaranthaceae. The record is from RefSeq and is a predicted model, not a curated record.